Messenger RNA from Magallana angulata, 1723 nucleotides. RefSeq lists its product as uncharacterized. Lineage: Eukaryota; Metazoa; Mollusca; Bivalvia; Ostreida; Ostreidae. The record is from RefSeq and is a predicted model, not a curated record. Bases 98 to 1717 code for a protein of 539 amino acids. The transcript is spliced from 10 exons.
UACACUAACUAAAGUCCUCACGCAUUAGUCAGAGUCGUUAGUACAUACUAGUAUACAUGUUAAACUUGCAUAUCCCUCAUUUUUGACUCGGCACAGAAUGGCAUUGGUAGGGUUUGGUUCAGUGUUUGUAGUUCUAGGAUUUCUGACUAUCGUAUCAUCGGUAAUUCAGGAAAAGUUGGUGAAUAUAAUUCAUAGCCAUCAAUCUUGGCAGUCGUCUGCAAGACUCUGUGAGCAAACCAACAACAAGCUUGCAACCUUUAAAACUGUGGAGGAAUUCCUUGACGUCCAGAGUCAACUUCAAGAUUUUACCAACCGCAGCAUCGCCACAUUUUGGCUCGGGGGCAGGGAAAUAAAGUCACUGUGGGUAUGGUCUCACGACCAGAGGCCGCAGAUCGGCAGAACCCGGGGCUGCAUGGAGGGAUCCCUGCCCCUGGUCGUCUCCAGUGUACUACAGAAUAACUUCCCCGAGCUCUGUACGGCCUUCUGUAAGGUCACACUGAAGAGACAAUUCGCUGCUCUUCAGGGUAGCAGGUGCUACUGUCUGUACGACACAGCGAGUCUCAGGGAGACAGAGAUACAGGGGUGUAGCACGCCCUGCCCCGGGAACCCGGAGGAGUUCUGUGGGGGGACAAACCGUUCCUCAGUCUUCUCCACAUGGGAUUCAGUAGAAUGGGGCUACCAAGAACCUUCACUACGAACAUACGGGAAGGACUGUGCUCUACUGAUGCAUUAUGGGACAAAUUCAGAGUGGUCUACAGAGUACUGCAGACAGAAACACGAAUUUAUCUGUCAUGUUGAGCAAAGCGAUGUUUGCGACUGGCUCAAUCAACCAACGCCUUGUCUGUACGCCGUGUCGAAAAAGAUGGAUUGGUACUCUGCCAGCCACAAGUGUAAUCAGCUACAUGGUUACUUAGUGGACCGGGACGCCAUACUUCAUCGUAAUCUGAAUCUUUCAAACGUUUAUUACUGGACUGGAUUGACUAGGACGCGGCAGAUUUGGACUGACGGCUCCACAAUCGAUUUAUCAUUAAGGCGCCACAUCCCAUUCUUAUCAAUGCAGGAAAAGUUAUGCAUAGCCUUACAGUACCGACAGAGAGAAGGCUGGGGGUUGGCAUCCACGGACUGCAGCAAGAAAUACCCAGCGCUGUGUCAACCAGACAGGAAGUAUGCCAUUGAAGAUAUACAGGAGAUCGGCCCACCUAAUGGACCUGCCUUCUUCAACAACGAUAGCCACACUACACAUGUGAAGACCACCACAGAGACAUUGACAACGAGUGACAGUGAAACACUCUAUAUGAAGGCAAAUUUGAUGUAUUGGAUACUUAUCCCCACAGUUUCCAUGGUUCUCUUGUUUCUUUUCGUUCUGUUCGUUGGUGUUUACGUUAAAAGAUCAAAAAAAACUAAAACAACAAAGGAGAAAGUCAUCGAACCAUUUUAUUACAUACUAGAGAAGCAAAAACCUCGGCCGCACAGUGGGGUUUACAAUCAUAUAUUCAUGGAGAAUCAGUAUAUUCUAAACUACAGCCAUCUUCACUUUAACGGAACCCUAAAACAGAUGGUGCAGGACAGUACAGCCAUAACGACGGCGGAGGAAAACAGUGACAUUCAUCCAAAUUACUACGACACUAUGAACUGUAAAUUACACCAAUACGACAGGGUGUCACGUGGUAAAGUGAAGGUAUACUGUGUGCAGGGACUAUAUGAGACUGUCAUGUGAAGUUGA